GUGAUUGCGUCAUAAAGGAACCGAAGAUGGCUUCACGAUGCGCUUCGGCAGUGCUUAGAUGCGUCAACGCUCAGCUGUCAGUACACACAUUUAUAUGAAAAGGAAGGAAGGGGAAAGAAAUACUGGGAGGAAGGCAGGCGAGCCGUUCAGAUUUAUGUCUCCAGCCAGUUUAUGCUGCACUUGGGUUGUUUAACAGUCAGGGACAAUGGGUUCGACUACAGAAGAAGAAUUUAAAGAGAAAUUGCUAUGGAACGUCAAAAGAGAAGUAAAGCAGAUGAUGGAGGAGGCGGUGACCAAGAAGUUUGUACAUGAAGACAGCAGCCACAUUAUUGCACUUUGCAGCUCCAUUGAGGCUUGCUUAAGCCACCUGUUGAAGCGAAGAGCAGCGGGAUUCCUCCGCAGCGAUAAGAUUGCCGCCCUCUUCACCAAGAUUGGCAAGGUGAACACCACGGCGAGUGAGAUCUGCCGCAAGGUUCAAGAACAGCUACAGCAGCAGGCUGAAAUCACCAGGAGAACCCCGAGCACCGGACAGGAGCCCCUCCGGAGGCAAGGCUCCUCCGUUGGCCAAGGGCCUCAGCCACUCUCUGCACAGGCCAUCAAGCACAUAUGGGUCCGCACGGCCCUCUUUGAUAAAGUCCUGGACACAAUUGUGCAGUAUAUUGUGGAUAAUGCAAGUAAGUAUUAUGAAAAGGAGGCCCUCAUGCAUGACUCAGUGUUUGGCCCUAUACUGGCGGCACUCCUGGCUGGGCCUUGCGCUCUGGAGUACACUAAGCUCAAGACGUUGGAUCAUUUCUGGACAGACCCUUCAGCCAAUGAGCUGGUCCAGCGGCAUCGCAUUCACGGGGCCCACAGGGGCCAAGAAGUGUCGCCGGGCCGCAGACCUGCACUUGGGAUACGAAAGCGUCAGUCCUCUGGAAGCAUGUCUGAGGACAAGUUUGCAGCCUCGGCCAGAGAGUAUGUUGAAUCCCUGCACCAAAACUCACGCGUUCACUUGCUCUACGGAAAAAACAAUGUGCUCGUUCAACCGAAGAAGGACAUGGAGGUGCUGCGUGGUUACCUGUCCCUUCAUCAGACGGCUGAAACACUCACGCUGAAGUGGACGCCCAAUCAGCUAAUCAAUGGAACUCUGGGAGACUGUGACCUGGAGAAGAGUAUCUAUUGGGACUACGCUUUGACUGUGCCUUUAAGACAGAUCGUCUGCAUUCAUUGUCACCAGCGCCUGGACUGUGGGGGUUCGCUGGUGUUAGUAAGUCAGGAUGGGAUCCAGCGGCCUCCUCUGCAUUUCCCUCCUGGGGGUCACCUGCUGGCUUUCCUGUCCUGUUUGGAGACGGGUCUACUGCCCCGGGGUCAGCUUGAACCCCCACUCUGGUCCCAGAAGGGCAAGGGCAAAGUCUUCCCUAAGCUCCGUAAGAGGAACAGUGUGGCCCGUUUAGUGGAUCAGGAUGGAGAUGGAGAGGAACAGGUUGCUGCAGACUAUGUGUUUCGCAUUGUCUAUCCGGGGCACCAUCACGACUCAAUCACUAUAAACUACCACCACACCACGGGCAGUCGUGCGCCCUCUCUGGAUGACGAUGAGGAGGAGGAAGAUAGACUUCAUGCUAUGAUCUCUAUGAUCUGCUCACGGAACCUCACAGAUCCUAAUGUCAUGAAAGACCACGGGGACAUGAUGCAGGAGAUGCAGGGUUUUGGCGGCAGCCCGUUGUCAUGGCAGCAGGGCGAGUGCACCAGUCAUAUGUCAUCUUGUCUGUCCUGCUCCACUGGGGGCAGCAACGCUUCUGUCGAGCUUCCAGCGAGCUGUACCUGCAUGCAUGACCGUAUUCCACUGAAGAUGCUGUGCCAAAAUAUGAAGAGACAGAUUGUGUCUAGAGCAUUUUAUGGCUGGCUGGCCUACUGUCGGCACCUGUCCACUGUGAGGACGCACCUUUCAGCACUGGUCAACCACAACACUAUCCCUCCGGACAAGCCCUGUGAAGCCUCUGGAGGGCUCAGCAAAGAUGUGUGGAGUAAAUAUCAGAAAGACUGUAAGAAUUAUAAGGAGCUGGAGCUGCUGAGGUUGGUUUACUAUGGAGGAGUGGAGCAUGAGAUCAGAAAGGAAGUGUGGCCGUUUCUUCUGGGCCACUACAAGUUUGGGAUGGACAAGAAAGACAUGACUCAGAUCGAUGAGAAGAUCACUGCAAGGUAUCAGCAGGUCAUGCGGGAGUGGAAGGCAUGUGAGGUCAUAGUGAAGCAGCGGGAGAAGGAGAUGCAGUCGGUCAUCUUUGCCAAGUUGUCGUCAGGGAGCAGUAUAGACAGCCACGUCCUCCGACUCAUCCACAGGGACUCCACUAUGAGCAACGAGGUAUUCAUGUCCGUGGAUGAGCCUGACGCGGGGGGUCACAACACCUCAUGUGAUGGCGAAAGUACUCCCACCUUAACCACUGUGGUUACCCCGGCCAUGCUAGCCCCAGACGAGAGGCCGCUGGUGGAGUUUGACUCUCCAGAUUCAGGCCUGCCCUCCUCCCGGAACUACUCCGUAGCGUCUGGACAUUCCCAAAUCAUGUCCAGCAUCGAUGACGGACAGAGCAUGGAGGAGGACACAACACCCACUGGGGUAAUGGAGGAGCAGGGAGGACGGGACUCUCUGAGUGAGGACAAACUCUGCAGUCAGCUGGACAAACUCACAACCACCACGGAGGACACUGCACCAUCCUUCUCCUCUUAUACGAUUGAGUUGUUGGACACAGUGGCGCUGAACUUGCACAGAAUAGACAAAGACGUCCAGCGCUGCGAUCGCAACUACUAUUACUUCACUACCAGCAACCUGGAGAAACUGCGCAACAUCAUGUGCAGUUACGUGUGGGAACAUCUGGAGACUGGCUAUGUGCAAGGCAUGUGUGACCUCCUAGCCCCACUGAUGGUCAUUCUGGAUGAUGAGUGCCUGGCCUACAGCUGUUUCAAUCAGCUAAUGAAAAGGAUGGGCCAGAAUUUCCCUACCGGAGGAGCCAUGGACACUCAUUUUGCCAAUAUGAGGUCACUAAUACAGAUCCUUGACUCAGAGUUGUUUGAGCUCAUGCAUCAGAAUGGAGACUACACCCAUUUCUACUUCUGUUACCGCUGGUUCCUCCUGGACUUCAAAAGAGAGCUGCUCUAUGAGGAUGUGUUUGCAGUGUGGGAGGUCAUCUGGGUCGCCCCUCGCAUCUCCUCCAAGCACUUUGUCCUGUUCAUUGCACUGGCCUUGGUGGAGGUGUACAGGGACAUUAUCCUGGACAACAACAUGGACUUCACUGACAUCAUCAAGUUCUUUAAUGAGAUGGCCGAGCGCCACGACGUGCAGCACAUCCUCCGAAUAGCGCGGGAGCUGGUACACAAGGUGCAGACCCUUAUCGAGAACAAGUGAGAAUAAGAGUAGGCUGCCGCCCACCGAGUCCUGCCUGGCCCAAUCUCCUUCUCUCGUUCCCAACAGCCCAAGGCUUGAGACUGUCCGGGAUCUGCCUCGACGUCUUGACUCUUAAUAUCGUUUGCCUGCCACAGAAUGCCGUUGUGCCAGACCCUGGCGUUGUCUGCAUGCUCGUGGUGUUUGAGCACACUGUGACUGAGGUUUUUUCCUUUCUUGCUGCACACGCCUCCAGCACACACACCGCGCCGAUCAGGUCCUUUCAGAUCUGCUUUUAUAAGAAAUGGGAAGCCUCAUACAGGGCUGACAACCGUUUCCUUUCCCUAAGGGCCACUACAUAUACAGGAAGUAUUCCACUCUUAACAGUGACGAUGGUGUUUCUGAAAAAAAGAAGAUAAAAACCGGUGCCGAGCAGAGUUUUGAAUCCUCAAACGAGGCUGCGUUACGUCAGCUCCCUUAAAUAAUAUCUAAGCCACGAAGAAGUCGUCCAAACAGUGUGUGACCAAAAGGACUGUGCCAAUAACCUUGUACUAGUAUUUAUACGCCUUGUUUUAUUGUUUAGUGUCUCUAUUGCCCCUUUUCUUCCGUAUGAUUCCCUCGAUGUUUCGGUUGAUGGUGAUGAUGAUGGUCUUGGAAUAAAAUUAGUUGACGUUGCCUUUGUAACACGUUUCCCGAUCUGCGUCCAUGCUUUUGCACUUUGAAUCUGUCGCUCUGUGACACCCGUGAUGCUUCGGAGUGGUUAUCAGGGGUCACUUUACUUCCCAUAUUGUCCGGAAAAAGUCUGGAAAGGGUCCAGGCUCUUCCACGGGUCAGAAAACUGCUUCCACGCGAUGAGACCAUGUGAUGAAAUUAAUUUAGCUUGUCACAUUUUAGAUGCUAGUUGGCUUUGUUCACACUGCGUUUUCUGUACACUACUGUUCAAAAAGUUUGGGGUCAGUACAAUUUUUUCAGAUUUAUUCAGCAGUGAUGCAUUCAAUUAAUCAAAAGUUUAUAAUGUUACAAAAUAUUUCUAUCUCCAAUUGAUGCUGUUCUUCUGAACUUUCUAUUAUUUGAAAGAUUCCUGAAAAAAAAAAAAUUAAUCAAGGUGCUUUCAACUUUAAUAAUAAAACUAGAACAGUAAAUCAGUAUAUUAGGAAGAUUUCUGAAGGAUCAUGUGACACUGAAGACUGGAGUAAUGAACGUCAUGGGGAUUAAUUCAUUUUUUAAAACAUAUUCAAAUAGAAUACGGUUAUUUUAAAUUAUAAUAAUAUUUAACAAUAUUACUUUUUAGAAUUUUACUGUAAUAUUCUAAACAUUAAAACAUGUGUUACUGACUUCAAUCUUUUCAACAGUAGUAUACAUCAAUCUCUGUCAUUUUUCCUCAUCCAGUCUUUAUUACUGAUUAUUCACACGUAUCAUUUUGCAACUCUGAUCAUGUCCCAAAGAACUAUUAUAAACUGAUCUGACUUUUCAAAAAUGUGAUUUUCAAUGAGAAAUGUCACUAAAUUAGCUUUUAGCACGUUAUGGCUGUAUGUCAUCAAACGUGUCUCACUGCCCUUGUUAAAGAAUCAUUGCAUGCUAGUUGCACAUUUUUAUUCACUUCCAUACAGUCUUCCUAAUCUUCCAAGUACACCACUGCUGAAAAGUUUGGGAUCAGAACGAUUUUUCUUAUGCUCAUCAAGGCUGCAUUUAUUUGAUCAAAAAUACAGGGAAAAAAUGGAAUAUUGUGUAAUGUUAUGAUGUAAAAUAAUGUUUUCUCUAUUUUAUAGAAAUAUACAUUCAAAUCUAAUUUAUUGCUGUGAUGCAGAGCUGAAUUUUCAGCAUCAUAACUCCAGUCUUCAGUGCCACAUGAUCUUCAGAAAUCAUUCUGAUAUACUGAUUUAUUAUCAGUGCUGGAAACUGUUGUGCUGCCUAAUGUUUUUUUGGAAACUGUGAUACUUUUUCUCAGGAUCCAUUGAUGAAUAAAAAGAGCAAAGAAGAGCAUUUAUUUAAAAUAAGAAUCUUUUCUAACAAUAUACAGUACAGUUGAAAAGUUUGGGGUCAGUACAUUUUUAUUCUUUCUUUUAAAAAAAAAAAUUCAAACUUCUCUUCGGCAAAGAACUGUGAAAUUGUUAUGAAGUGAUAGCAAAGGAUAAUAUCAGAAGAUUAUAUUUCGAAUAAAUGCUGUUCUUUCGAACUUUUUAUUCAUUGAAGAAUAUUAAAAAAAGUAUUGCAAUUUCCAAUAUAUAUAUAUUUAUAUAAUAUAUUUGGCAUCACAACUGUUGCUAACAUUGAUAAUUCUAAUAAAAAAUCAUCAUAUUAGAAUGAUUUCUCAUUUAACACUUUAUACUGCAGUAAUGGCUGAGCUGUGCAUCACAGAAAUACAUUAUUUUUUAAAGGAUAUUAAAAUAGAAACCAUUAUUUUACAUUUAGCAAGAUUACUAUUUUGUAUUUAUUUAUUUUUUUUAUCAAAUAAAUUCAGCCUUAAUGAGCAUGAGAGACUUCUUUAAAAAAAAAAAAAAAAGAAAGAAAGAAAAAAAGAAAAAGAAAAAAAAGCAUGAGAAGUCUUACUGAUCCCAAACAACGGCAGUGUGAUUGAUGCCUAAGGCUGUUCAGAAUGGAAUACUAGCAAACGGAAUGCUUUUUUUUUCACAUGAAUCAAUGUUAUAUUGGAAAUGGACUAAGUCAAGCACAUUGCAUUGUGGGAUAUUAUAAUUCCAUGCAGUUUGCUGAUAUAAGCUACACAUUUGGUCAUCAAGGUAUUUCUCGCAUACAGACAGUUCACACAUUAGUAUGCAUAACAUAUACUGCAAAAGUAGUAUGCUAGUAUCCUAUUCCAAACAGCCUAAAAUCCCCCAAAACAAAAACCAACUGUAUUUUAUUCUAACAGUUGACAGAGAUGAUGAGAGAAGUGGUCUUAUGAUGUGACUAUUGGUCAAAUCUUGCCAAUUCCUUUUGUUCUUGGUUCUGAUUGAAUGUGUGCGAGGGAUGUUUUAGCCCUUAUGACAGGAGCUCGUGUACCAAAGCCUCUAAAACAUCUUCAUCCUUGACAUUCAGAUGUUCAGCGUUAAUCCAUUUCUCGAAGACUGUUGAUUAGGUGUAUAAAAGACAAAUCAUUUCUUUCCAUUUCUACUGUGAGACAUUAAUUCUCUUUCCAUGUGCAUUAUUGCACUGUAAAUAAAGAGAAAAGCCCUGGAUUUCUACGAGGACAUUACUGUCAGCUGUAUUUUUUACUUUGGUUUUAGAGACUGUGCUUGGAGAGCUGUACAAACUGAAUGUGGGAAACCUUUGUUAUGUGUUAUGUCCUUUAUCAACGUUGUGCACUGAUUUCUAAUCCUUUCAAACAUAUAUGUAUAGUUUUGUUUGGACGCCAACAUCAGAAUGAAGUAUGCAUUGUAAUGGAUGUAUCAUUGAAUGUACAUGUAUUAUGGAAAAAAAGUUGUUACUAAAGAUUAAAACAUUUUCAUAUGCAGAA
This is a messenger RNA of Carassius gibelio (silver crucian carp), 6806 nucleotides long. Its product is annotated as small G protein signaling modulator 2. The coding region runs from base 206 to 3376 and encodes 1056 amino acids. Lineage: Eukaryota; Metazoa; Chordata; Actinopteri; Cypriniformes; Cyprinidae. Gene Ontology annotation, molecular function: GTPase activator activity. The transcript has 24 exons. The record is from RefSeq and is a predicted model, not a curated record.